Messenger RNA from Pecten maximus, 2220 nucleotides. RefSeq names its product transcription factor ets-4-like. The transcript has 8 exons. Lineage: Eukaryota; Metazoa; Mollusca; Bivalvia; Pectinida; Pectinidae. Gene Ontology annotation, molecular function: sequence-specific DNA binding; DNA-binding transcription factor activity, RNA polymerase II-specific. Gene Ontology annotation, biological process: regulation of transcription by RNA polymerase II; cell differentiation. The coding region runs from base 82 to 957 and encodes 291 amino acids. Gene Ontology annotation, cellular component: nucleus. The record is from RefSeq and is a predicted model, not a curated record.
UGGUAGUAUUCAUUGACAGCGUAGCCCGCUUCUCUGCACACUGAUACCUAAUACGUACAGGUGCUGCUGCCGAGUUGAGCGAUGGACGCGAGUACAAUAAUCAACUACCAGGUCUGCUAUGAGAAUCAGACGGGUUAUGAUCUCCUGUAUGACGGAAACAGACAUGGCUAUACUUACCCAGAUGGUGAAUGGCCAACGCUAAACGACUUUGAUCCAGAUUUCCAGACUCAUUCCCCAGAACCUCUCACGGACCCGGCAAUCCAUGAUUUCAUAAACCUCAUACUACCGACAUACACAGGUCAAAUAGAUAACGGUGAGUUUCGAAAUAUGACACAACAAUCGAAUUAUGUAGCGAUGGACUCCGAGUCGGAUACUGAUAGUGUAAUGAUACCGAAUGAGGAUUUACAAGAUCUGCCGUGUGGCAAACACGAUGAUUAUCUAGACACAGAUUCUAGUAUAGGAAGCGGACAUUUCGAUAACUACGUACCACCCCACAUCCCGUCCCCUGUCUACCAAUCCUACAACAACCAAACUCUCCCAAGCUUUGAUCAGCUCGUACAGUCAACAACGAAACACUUCCCCUCCACCACGCGACAGUGUGUAUCGGACGAUGACGACGACGAGGAGUCAGAGGCAAUUGUCAAAAAAGGAAAACGAGGUGCAAAAAACAUUUUGCUGUGGAAGUUUCUGCUGGACGAGCUAGCAGAUGCGCAACAGAAACACAUCCGAUGGAUAAGCUGCAAGGAAGGGACUUUCAGAUUCGUGGACACAGCAGAAAUCAGCAAAAUGUGGGGAGCCAAAAAGCGAAAAAAUGACAUGAACUUUGAAAAGCUUAGUCGUGGAAUUAGACAUUACUACAAAUCGGGGUUCAUGAGACGCGAGGAUGGAACAAGGCUAGUAUACAAAUUCAACUGGAAAAAAGUCCCAAAGGAAUACAGGCGGCGAUUUGCUCUCUAAGCAACACGAGAGGUUUAUUGUGUAUUUUCUACACCGUGAGACUGUUAUCGGGUCCAGAGUGGUGACAUCUUCACCUGCAAAGUCCGAUGUGCCAUCUAUGCUUAUGCUAAGCAUGGAAAGCUGAUCAACACUUUACAUCGAUUCAGGUCAGCGAACAUACAACAGGUUCCUGUAGCUUAAUCUAAAUGAAGCAUGUCACUAGUUGACGAAAGAGAAAGUCUGCAAAAAUAAUGAUAGGAACUGUUCUAAGUUGAUAUGUGCAAUAUGAGAGUGUUUUUGCAGUUGCUUUGUAUAUUAAAUGCUAACAGUAGCGUAAUGACAAUAUCGCUGGGACAAUGCAAUAAUAUGGACAGACGCUUGUGCAUGAACUGUUGCUGUUCACGGAUGAUUGUUCAAAAUUCUCCGGAACCAUCUUGGAUACCUAAGCGUUUACAGUCAUGUACUGAAAGGAACGACUGGGUAUGUGAUUUGUUUAGGGAAUGGGAGGGAGAAAUGUCUCAACAUAUCUGCUCAUACAGCCUCGCUCUGACUCUUUAAAUCACGUUGACCUUAUAUGAUCUUUAUUUACAAUAUAAAGUAUCUAGCAGUAUCUAACAGUAUUUGAUCAUUACUAGUUCUGUCUCAUAUCGAUCACAUGCGAACUAUUUUUCUCAGCGAGUUAAAAUCAUGUUCACCGCAUGCUAAAGAGUCCGGAAAAAGAGGUUUUGUAUUUGAUUCAGAUUUGUCACUGCCGUUUUAACAUUUAUGUUUGAUCUCAGAGUUGAAUAAGUGAGUAAAGAAGAUAUGCUGUUUCAUAUUGAUGAAAGUCAAUUACCUGAUUUUGUGUUGUCUUCGUAUGAACAGUGUGAUUGUUGAUUACCUUAUGUUGUCUUCGUGUAAACAUUGUAAAUGUUGAUAACCUGAUUGUAAGUUGUUAUUGUAAGUUGUCUUCGUGUAAACAGUGUAAAUGUUGAUUACCUUGUGUUGUCUUCGUGUGAACAUUGUAAAUGUUGAUUACCUUAUGUUGUCUUCGUGUAAACAUUGUAAAUGUUGAUAACCUGAUUGUAUGAUGUGUGAACAGUGCGAAUGAGAUACUUUUCAAUGUAAAUAAACACUGACGAUUGAAAAUGUGUAUUUCAUGCGAGCAACGGACAAUUAAAAACAACAUAUCGUAUAUAUGUACAGUUUGUAAUUAUGUACAUAAGUAUCUGCAUGUUUGUUAAUAUCAUUUUAUAAAGAAUUAUUUUUUUAAAUAAAUAAUAAAAGAAGAAACAUAUAAGUGAA